Ylistrum balloti is the source of this 764-nucleotide messenger RNA. Its product is annotated as protein TonB-like. The coding region runs from base 1 to 534 and encodes 177 amino acids. Lineage: Eukaryota; Metazoa; Mollusca; Bivalvia; Pectinida; Pectinidae. The transcript has a single exon. The record is from RefSeq and is a predicted model, not a curated record.
AUGAAGGUGUUUCUAUAUACCAUUCUUCUGUGUUUGGUGGUCUCCACUCUCGCCAGACCAAACAGAAAAAGACGACAGAGUGACGGUGAUGUUGCAACAACUGAAAAACCGGUUAAAUCUGAUACAACCGCUGGAACCCCUGUCAUAAGCAAUGGCAAUGGCAAUGAGGAAGACACGUCUGCAGAGCCUGAAGCUGAAAAUCCGGCUAAACCUGAUACAACCACUGAAGCCCCUGUCAUAAGCAAUGGCAAUGGCAAUGGCAAUAAGGAAGACACGUCUGCAGAACCUGAAGCUGAAAACCCGGCUAAACCUGAUACAUCCGCUGAAGCCCCUGUCACAAACAAUGGCAAAGACGAAGCCCCGUCUGCAGAACCUGAACCGGCUACAACCGGCGAAGACGAAGGCAAAGGCAAAGGCAAAGGCAAAGGCGGCAAGGGCAAAGGCGGCAAAGGCGACAAAGGCGGCAAAGGCGGCAAGGGCAAAGGCCAAGGCAAAGGCAAAGACACUGGCAAAGGCAAAGGCAAAGGCAAAUAAUGAACAGAUGGAAUAACUGGACAAAUUUGAUAGGAUGACAGAGUGGACAGCAUAAAAAAGUAAAUAAAUUCACGAGGAUGAUAAAGUGAAAAACAUAUUUUAACGUGGAAUGAGAACUGAUAUUGUCCACCUUCACUUCUGUAUUUUAGUAGCAUCGCCUUAUUUUGGUUAUAAUAAUUUGAACAUGAAAACUCUUUAAACGUAUUACCUUAAUCAUCAAAAACAUAUUA